AUGCUGAACUAUGAGUCCAAGAUGCUGCAGAAGGAGCCCGAGGCCAUCGAGGCGGAGAUCAGCGAGUUCCAGGAGAUGGACAAGAAAGGGAAGCUCACAAAGUGGAAGAAAGACAAGAUGACCCGAGAGAUCGCCUUCUACGGGCGACUGAAGGACCAGGUGGAGGAAAACAACCAGAAGCGAGUGGAGGAUCAGCACGGGGAUCAGUUCUUCGUGGAUUUCGACGAGCUGAAGAUCCACCGAAAGUCGUCGAUCUACUACGAUCCGGUCAAAAAUCCAUACGGCGCACCACCGCAAGGGCAGGUACUGAUGUACCGCCACCCGGAUGGCUCGGUGAAGCGUGAGCCGCCCCCUCUGUCCGGCUCCGCUUCCUCCAUGACCCAGGGCCUGGUGCCGGGUCACGGCGACAUGGUCUUGCCACAUCAGCGACCCAUGCAGGAGGAAGAUGAUGGUGAGUCAGAAGAAUCCGAAGACGAUGAUGACGACGACGAGGAAGAUGAUGAGCCCAUGCUCCCCUCAGAGCUGCCAGACGGAACUGUGCUGCCGCCCGGGCCUCCGCCAGGGCCGGCACCAGCGAAAGCGGCGCUGCCGCCUGGGCCACCCUCGAAGCCCGACAUGCCGCCGCUGCCGGCGGGGCUGCCGCCACUGCCGCCGGGCCCGCCGCCAGUAUCCUCGCUGCCGCCGAUGCCGCCAGUCGCCAUGGGGCCCUCCUCCCCGAAAGAGGCAAAUUGCAACACGCGCACUUGCGAGUACAGCGAGCUCACCUGA
Molecule: messenger RNA, 768 nt
Organism: Effrenium voratum
Lineage: Eukaryota; Dinophyceae; Suessiales; Symbiodiniaceae
Source: the annotation of a GenBank genome assembly